CCCUCCACAGAAUCACAAUUAACUCGAUUACCCCAAGGCCCUGCUGCUCGUUCGCAACCCUGAUUGGUUACCCUUCCUCACUCAUCGCCACCGUCGUCCGCCUCUGCUUCCGCCGGGGCUUCAAAGUCCAUCGCAAAGGAAUAUUCUUCCUGUUUUAUCUAACAGAGACAUGAACAUUGGUAAUCUCGCAACAAGCAUAUGCAAGCGUGUGAAUGUGAGGGACCUGGUCACCAAUCUUCCCGUAUAUGGCAGCGUCACUGAUGGAUCUGCUGGCGGAUUGAGCUUGAUGUUCAGGCGUUGGGCUACCAAAAAGACAGCCGGAUCCACCAAGAACGGACGAGACUCAAAACCUAAAAAUUUGGGAGUGAAGAAGUUUGGUGGUGAGAGAGUGAUUCCUGGAAAUAUCAUAGUUAGGCAGCGGGGCACCCGGUUUCAUCCUGGAAACUAUGUUGGGAUGGGAAAGGAUCACACCCUUUAUGCGCUCAAGGAAGGAAAUGUCAAGUUUGAGAAGCACAAACUGAGUGGUCGCAAGUGGAUUCAUGUUGAACCAAAGGAAGGCCAUGAGCUUCACCCACUCUAUUUGGAAGCAGCUGCUGCGGCUUCAUCACAGUUGGAAACCGGAUCCUAAUGCCCUGUCUUAUUCAUAUUUUUGGCUCCCGUUUCCAGUUUGUUACAGUAUUUUUGAAACUAGGUUAUGAAAAGGCAUGAUUUCCUUUGUACCCAAAUGUCUUGAUAGAUGGUGAAUAAAAGUUUUGGACAUUUAUGAUCUUCUUGUCUCUGUUUGUUUUUAUGAAUAAAAGGAAUACUGGUUUAUCUGCUCA
Molecule: messenger RNA, 821 nt
Organism: Tripterygium wilfordii
Lineage: Eukaryota; Viridiplantae; Streptophyta; Magnoliopsida; Celastrales; Celastraceae
Product: 50S ribosomal protein L27-like
Exons: 3
Coding region: 170-628 (152 amino acids)
Biological process (GO): translation
Cellular component (GO): ribosome
Molecular function (GO): structural constituent of ribosome
Source: RefSeq, a predicted model, not a curated record